AUAAGUUCAACUAAGAGUUCAUCUAAGAAUUUUAGAGUUUGUAAGCAAAUACAUUAAAUAUGGAUAGAAGAAAGAAAAAGUUGUUCAAGCAGCCAAUUUGCUGAUAUAACCCAUGAAUCAUCAUAGCUUUUUUUUUUGUCUCCAUAUAUAUCCAUAAAUUUGCAGGUUUAGCUGCAUAUAUAAUCUCUUAAACUAAAUUUUUUUAACACUUAUUUAGCUACCCUAAAAUGGCAUCUCCUUGGUUACUUCUUGCAAUUUUAUUACUACUCCCUCUAUUUUUCAUUUUCUUGAGAAAAAAGCAAAAUUCUCAAACAAAAACCAAGAAUCACCCUCCUGGUCCUCCUCCUCUACCAUUUAUAGGCAAUUUACACCAACUUGGAGUACUGCCUCAUCAAUCUUUAUGCCAACUCUCCAAGAAAUACGGCCCUGUUAUGCUUAUAAAACUCGGCCGGGUUCCGACCGUUAUAAUCUCUUCAUCAGAAGCAGCAAAAGAUCUAUUCAAGAAUCACGAUCUCAGUAGCUGCAGCAGGCCGAGUUUAACCGGAACCGGAAAGUUAUCGUAUAAUUAUCUUGAUAUCGCUUUUACUCCUUAUGGUGAUUAUUGGAGAGAGAUGAGAAAAAUUUGUGUUCUUGAACUUUUUAGUGCUAAAAGAGUUCAAUCUUUUAAAUCCGUUAGAGAAGAAGAAGUUUCUUUAUUAAUCGAGUCGAUUUCGAGUUCGAUCUCAAGUUCGGGUUCUUGUUUUUCUCCUGUUGAUAUGAGUGAGAAGCUUUUGAUUCUUACUUGUAAUAUAACAUGUAGAGUAGCUUUUGGUACAAGUUUCCAAGAAAGUGGAUUAGGUCAAGAAAGAUUUCAAGAAGUGAUUCAUGAAGGUUUGGCUAUGUUGGGGAGUUUUUGUUUUGCUGAUUUGUUUCCUUAUUAUUUGGGUUGGAUUGGUGAUAAAAUUAGUGGUCUCCAUGGAAGACUUGAAAGAAAUUUUCAAGAAUUUGAUGGGUUUUAUCAGAAGAUUAUUGAUGAUCAUAUACAAAAAGAUGGAAGAAAAGAUCAAGAACAAGAAGAUAUUAUUGAUGUUUUGCUUGGAUUGGAAAAAUCUCAAAGGGAAAAUUUUGGAAGUGCUUUUCAAUUCUCCAAAGACCAUAUUAAAGCUAUUUUAAUGAAUAUUUUUCUAGCUGGAGUGGACACAGGAGCAAUAACUUUAGUAUGGGCAAUGGCAGAACUUAUCAGAAAUCCAAGAGUAAUGAAGAAAGCACAACAAGAAAUCAGAACCUCCAUUAAUAAAGACAAAACAAUAGUCUCUGAAACUGACAUUGAAAACCUUGAAUAUCUAAAAAUGGUGGUAAAAGAAACCCUAAGAUUACACCCACCAGGAACCCUAUUAAUUCCAAGAGAAACCAUGUCACAAUUUAGCCUCAACGGCCACGAAAUUUAUCCGAAAACUAGGAUUCAAGUGAACGUAUGGGCGAUCGGAAAAGAUCCGAAUAUAUGGAGAAACCCUAAUGAGUUUUGCCCAGAGAGAUUUUCAGCAAACCCUAAUUUUGAUUUUAAAGGAGAUAGUUAUGAAAUGUUGCCGUUUGGAGGUGGAAGAAGAGGGUGUCCUGGUAUUACUAUGGGACUGGCUACAGUGGAACUUGCUCUUGCAAAUUUAUUAUUUUGUUUUGAUUGGAAAUUGGGUGAUGGCAUGAAGAUUGAAGAUUUGAAUAUGGAGGAAGCACCUGGUCUUACUGUUUAUAAGAAAGAACCUUUAUUGCUUGUGCCAAUUAAAUAUCAAUUACCUGCAUGAAAAAUUUAUGAUACAUUUUGUGUUAUUAUAAAGUUAAAACUCUUGUAUUAUAAAAUAUAGUCAAUAAUUCAAGAGUCCAAUUGAUUUUUUUGUCA
Mercurialis annua (annual mercury) is the source of this 1873-nucleotide messenger RNA. Its product is annotated as cytochrome P450 71B10-like. Bases 228 to 1778 code for a protein of 516 amino acids. Gene Ontology annotation, molecular function: oxidoreductase activity, acting on paired donors, with incorporation or reduction of molecular oxygen; heme binding; iron ion binding. NCBI's taxonomy places the organism in Eukaryota, Viridiplantae, Streptophyta, Magnoliopsida, Malpighiales, Euphorbiaceae. The transcript has 2 exons. The record is from RefSeq and is a predicted model, not a curated record.